Symbiodinium sp. CCMP2592 is the source of this 5670-nucleotide messenger RNA. Lineage: Eukaryota; Dinophyceae; Suessiales; Symbiodiniaceae. The record is from the annotation of a GenBank genome assembly.
AUGGAUCUUUGCGACCUCCGUCGCUUGGGCGAACAGUCGCCGCGGCGCGCGGCACGGCUGCGAGAGGCCUUGCUCUCUGUGCUGCUGCCACGCCUGGGAAUGGACCCUGUGCACUUCCCGCCAAUGUUGCGGGAGCUCCACCAGAGACGGAUACAGGCGGCGCGGCAAGUGCUCGCCGCAUGGCUGUUCCUCCUCCUGGAAGGAGAAGCCACCCUCCCGGUCAAGAGCAAGCCACCCGAGCUGCUGCUUGAGCACGGGGUAAGAGUCCCGUGGUCAGCGAACCCGGAACGUGGUGGAAUUCAAUCAGGAUCAGCUGAUGAUGCACGCCGUGGUGCAGGUGAUGAGCCUGGCAGGGCGGACACGGUCGACCCGGAAGGCUAUGACCGUCUCUGCGUUGGAGCUGCCGCUGGCAGUUCGCUGAGGUUGGAGAGCCCUUGGCAACCCGGACUCGCUACGGAGGGGAAUGUGCUGCGAUCGAGUUCUUCUGGUCCGGCUCCUUCGGAACCGUCGUCGCGAAGGGAUGCAGAAGGAGAUGGGUCAUGGAGUUGCGGCACAACGAGAGUGCUUGGCGAGACUUCUGCAUGGAGCCCUGGGGGAAACUGCCUAGCGAAGACCGCUGCAAGCGGCGGGAGCCAGAGUUCGCGGAGAGCAUCCUACGAGGAAUUCGGCCUGGAGCGUCCAGGAAAUGGUGAGGUUGACGGAGGUUUCCAACCCCAAGACGGUGAUGUGCAUGCUGGGCCGGUGCCGGAGGCAGCAGCCUUGUCGCAAAAGCCUGGCAGGGCUGACACGGUCGACCCGGAAGGCUAUGACCGUCUCUGCGUUGGAGCCGCUGGCAGUUCGCUGAGGUUGGAAAGCCCUUGGCAACCCGGACUCGCUACAGAGGGGAAUCCGCUGCGAUCGAGUUCUUCUGGUCCGGCUCCUUCGGAACCGUCGUCGCUAAGAGGUGACGAAGGAGAUAGGUCACGGAGUGGCGGCACAGCGAGAGCGCUUGGUGAGACUUCUGCACAAAGCCUUGGAGGAAACUGCUUGGCGGAGACAGCAGCAAGCGGCAGGAGCCAGAUCUCGCGGAGAGCGGGUAGCCACCCCCAAGACGGUGACGUGCAUGGUGGGCGGGUGCCGCAGGCAACAGCUUUUUCGCAACAGCCCAGCAAGUCCGGCACGGACCUCCCGGAAGGCGACGACCGCCAAGUCACAGCGCCACUCGCUGCUGCUGGCGGUUCGACGGGCUCUUCUGGCCUUUUGCAACCCGGGCUUGCCGCGGAGGCUUGCUUUGAAAGUGACGGGGAUCUGCUGCGAUCGCGUUCUUCGGGUCCGGCUCCUUCGGAACUAUCGUCGCCGCCAGGUGCAGGAGGAGAUAGAUCAUGGAGUGACGGCACAGCGAGAGCGCCUGGUGAACAUGUUCCGACGAGCGCAGAUGAGAUAGGUUGCCAUGGAGGCCUCACCAUAGGCCCUGAGAUGGCUGAGCAUCAGAAGUUGUCGACCUUCCCGCAGGUGUCUUUGACUCUGCCCAUCCCCGAGCACCUCGGACACUCCAGCGAUGGCAGCUCGGAGGGCACGGAGACCGCCAGCCCCGUCUCAGUGAGGAGCCCUGCGGGGCGUGCUUUGGGCACAUUGGGCCCGCGAAAUGCAGAGCUUCAUGCAGGGCAUUGUUGCCAUCGCGGAGCCACUGAUGGAGAAUUUGCCGGCCCUGGAGCAGCAGGCAGACACGAUGAAAUCGGAGACCAGCCACAUCCCUCGUCGCAAGUGCUUGGCAGUGGCGGCGCUGUCCCGGAAAGCUAUGAGCUUUGUGCGGCAGGUGCUGCUGGCUCACAGGGCUGUGAGAGCCAUUGGCAACCCGAGCUUGCUGCGGAGGCUUGUCACAUGAGUGAGGGCAAUGCUUUGCGAUCGAGUUCUUCGCGUCCGGCGAAUUCGCAGCGAUUAUCGUCGCUGACAGGUGCAGCAGGAGAUGGGCCAUCGAAUGGCGGCACAACAGAAGCGCGCGGCGAGACUUCUGCACAGAGUCCUGGAGGUGACUGCCUUGCAAACACCGCAGCGAGUGGCGGACACGAGGAAGUCGGCGCCGGGCAUGGGCUAGAGGCACAUCCCUCGUCGCAAGUGCUUGGCAGUGCCGGCGCUGUCCCGGAAAGCUAUGAGCUUUGUGCAGCAGGUGCUGCUGUCUCACAGGGCUGCGAGAGCCAUUGGCAAGCCGAGGCUUGCCACAUCAGUGAGGGGAACGCUUUGCAAUCGAGUUCUUCGCGUCCGGCAUCGCUGACAGGUGCAGCAGGAGAUGGGCCAUGGAAUGGUGGCACAGCAGAAGCGCGUGGCGAAACUGCUUCACAAAGUUCUGGAGGUAACUGCCUUGCAGGCACUGCAGCGAGUGGCAGACACAAUGAAGUCGGAGACCAGCCACAUCCCUCGUCGCAACUGCUUGGCAGUGGCGGCGCUGUCCCGGAAAGCUAUGAGCUUUGUGCAGCAGGUGCUGCUGGCUCACAGGGCUGUGAAAGCCAUUGGCAACCCGAGCUUGCUGCGGAGGCUUGUCACAUGAGUGAGGAGAAUGCUCUGCAAUCGAGUUCUUCGCGUCGGGCGUCUUCGCAGCGGUUACCGUCACUGACAGGUGCAGCAGGAGAUGGGUCAUGGAAUGGCGGCACAACAGAAGCGCGCGGCGAGAGUUCUGCACAAAGUCCUGGAGGUAACUGCCUUGCAGACACUGCAACGAGUGGCAGCAGCCAGAGUUCGGAGACAGCUGUGCCUUUGAACACCAUGUCGUUCGGUACGGAGGUGUGGCAAGCAGUCCCAGGACGCGGCGAGGUCGAAGGUCGCGCCGCGGUUGGUACCAUGCCCAGUGGGCCUCAGCUGGUUGCAUCUCCGAAAGUGCCACGAAUAAAGCUCUCCGGCACCCUCGUCGCGGAAGGCUACGAUGUUCCUUCUGGAGGUGCUGUCCAUGGGGAGCAUGGGCCAUCACCGAGUUUUGCAGGUCGGCAUCGACGGAGCGGCAGCUCGGCGCAACAACCCGACGAUCCGAUCCUUCAAUCGGCAGAGCCUGACGUCUCGAUCGGCAGCGCCGCAGGAAGCAGCGCCAGUGAGGGCCCUCCGGAGGCCGGUCCCGGUGGCUUCGAGCCGGCUGGCGCCAGGAGGAUGCCUUCCGUCGCGGCUCUGAGUCCUCUGAGCCCUGUCGAGGUGUCUGGCACGGAGGACCAGCGCAGCGCCGAGCUUCAUGAAGGCAGCCUUGCGAUAGCUGCCACCAGUGCCGAGACACUCGAGGAGCCAGGUCCUGGUUCGGCUGGCAUGGAGCGAGAAAGCAGCCAGUCAUCUGGCGACCCGGGGAUGAGGGCCGUGGAGAGUUCCUGCAGCUCCUUGCCUCGCGUUCCUCGCAGCUGGGAGCCUCCUGAGGCUUUCCUCCGACAGCAGAGCGACAAAGGGCCUGGUCAGACUGAGUCCGACUCGAGCCAGGACGCCGAGGCCGUGCGGCGCGUGGCCUCCUCCCCGGAGCUCGGGAGAGCCGCUGGCUUCAGCGUCUUCAGCGAGCUCAUGCUGCCACGGCGCCGUCACAGCGACAUCGUGCCGACAUCGCAGAGCUCCGGGCGCCCAGCUGCUCGCAGCGCUGGCGAGGCUCGGCUGCUGUGUCCGAGACCGAAAAGGGGGUCCCUCUACGAGACGUUUCGCACUGCACCGAGGCUUGAUGCACGGGAAAGCGGCAAUGGGGGUGCAUCGGGUGCAGCCCAACAGGAUUGCCUCCCCUCUUUUGGGCCACGGAUCAGCGCCGAAGAGUUGGCACCAAGCUCUCAAGGUACCCGGAGCCAUGGGGAUGGUUCGAGCCAGACGCCCACCGGUUCACGCAAGCGCAAUGGCAGCACGGGCGGCACGGCAAGCCCGCAGCGACUGGCCAUGGCUUGCUGCGUCGGAAGCAGCGAGGAUUGGCAGCAGCUGGCCUUGCCCGGUGAGGCCACUGGAACUUUGGACGUGACCUCCUCGGACGGCGCUGUCGGAAGCCAGGUGGCACAGGCGACCAGUGGUAGCCCGCUUCUCGAUGCGGUGCCGGCAUUGCCAGCCAUCGGCAAGCUCAAGGCAGCAGCGGCAGCGGAGUUGCCGGGCGAGAGCCAAACCAAGCCGGAAGAGAACGGUUCCAGCGGCCAGGCGACCAGUGGAAGCCCGCUCCUCGAUGCGGUGCCGGCAUUGCAAGCCAUCGGCAAGCUCAAGGCAGCUGCGGCAGCGGAGUUGCCGGGCGAGAGCCAAGCCAAGCCGGAAGAGAACAGUUCCAGCGGCCAGACGCACGCGACCAGUGGGAGCCCGCUCCUCGAUGCGGUGCCGGCAUUGCAAGCCAUCGGCAAGCUCAAGGCAGCUGCGGCAGCGGAGUUGCCGGGCGAGAGCCAAGCCAAGCCGGAAGAGAACAGUUCCAGCGGCCAGGAGUCCUACAGUCUGGCGGCCUCCGCCUUACGACGCACGGUGAUCGGGGCUUUGCCAGCGACAGGGAACGCGACGCCGCAGAGCACGCCGCUGAGCACCUGCCCGAGCCCCUCCCACAGCGAACGCUCGAAGAAGUGGAUCCUGGAGCGCUUAGUGGAGGCUGGUGCUCUGACCAGCUUCGAGCCUAGUCCGGCAGCCGAUGCCUGCAUGACGGAGCCUGCUCAUCCUGAUGGGAGCGGGGGGCCGCAGUGCAGCCCCGCACUGCUGCCGCAGCUACGUCAGGAGAGCGGUUCUUUGAAAGUGGGCCUGGAGGAUGGGGACCCCGCCGUUACAUCUGUGCCAUCAGGUCCUUUGCAGGAAGACCUGCGGGAGGGGCCAGCCUUCGCGCGAGCUCUCACAGGGGGCUCUCAUCGAAGUGCAGACGAGGGAUCCGACGAUUCGGUCCUGUCUCCCAGGGAGCUGCAGCGCCAUCAGGAAGCGCUGCUUGCCCGCAGUGCCAAGUUCAAGGAACAGCUGGCAGAGGAGGAGGCAUUGCGGAAGCGCUUGGAGGCCUUGCAAAAGAAGGCUGCAGAAGCAAAGCAAAUCGAGGAGCCCAAGGCCAGCGAGAGCAGCAAGAGCGAGAACGUUCCGACGAUCAGCAAGGAGAAGCCCAAAGACAAGGAGAAGGAGAGCGAGCCCAUCAGCCCGAAGACGCCCUCCGAGGCCUCGCCGACAUCUCCAUCCCCGACCUCGCCGGGCAAAGGCAAAGGCAAAGCCCCGGGAAAAGCUCCGCCUCCAAAAAAAGGCAAGGGCAAGGGCCCCGACGUGGAAUCCGCCCGUCAGCCCCGCAUGCCGGAGGUGAAGCCUCGUAAGGCGAUGAAGAAGUUGUACUGGAACCCUCUCAAGCUGGGGAACGGCUUUUCUUCCACCGUUUGGGAGUUUGCAGCCCAGCGUUUCGAGCAGGGAGGCAACUUCUUCGACAUGGAUGAGCUGGAGGACAACUUCGCCGAGGCAGGCGGCUGUGGCGGUGCAUCGCCGCAGCGGCCGCGAACACAGAAGCGCCGUCGCGUGCUCGACGAGAAGCGCCGCAGACAGCUUUGGUUCAUGCUGGCCCUCAUGCCGGAGAGAGCACAGCUCUUGGAAGCUGUGGCUUCCAUGGACGAUGAGCAGCUGAAGCCGGAGAAGGUGGAGCUCCUGCAGAUGAACCUCCCCAUGCCAGUGGAUCUUCAGCUGAUCGAAAGCUCUCUGAAAGCCGAGCCCCUGGCUGAAGGCACCGGAGUUCAACGGGUGUCUGAGUUAGGGGUUUAA